Molecule: messenger RNA, 1173 nt
Organism: Stegodyphus dumicola
Lineage: Eukaryota; Metazoa; Arthropoda; Arachnida; Araneae; Eresidae
Gene: ApepP
Product: Aminopeptidase P
Molecular function (GO): metalloaminopeptidase activity
Source: RefSeq, a predicted model, not a curated record
AAAAGACGACUUUUAAAAGUAACUCCAGUUGCUGUAAACAAAGCUAUUAAAAAUGAAGAGGAAAUUGCAUGCGCUCGUAAUGCCCAUAUUAAAGAUUCUACUGCUCUUUGUGAAUUUUUUGCUUGGUUAACUCAGGAAAUUUCUGAAGGAAACAUCACUGAAAUUUCUGCUGCAGAAAAACUUGAAAGUUUUAGAAAAUCAAAAGAGGAUUAUGUUGGCCCCAGCUUUGAAACUAUAUCUGCUUCAGGUCCAAACGCCUCCAUUAUUCAUUACCAUCCAACACCUGAAACAAACCGAAAAAUUACUGCUGAAGAAAUGUAUCUUUGUGAUAGUGGUGGUCAGUAUAGGGAUGGAACAACUGAUGUCACUAGAACAUGGCAUUUUGGAAUACCAUCUUCUUUUGAAAAAGAGUGCUACACGGUAGUUUUAAAAGGUCAUAUUUCACUUUCUUCUGCCGUAUUUCCGAAAUUUGUAAAAGGGCAACUUUUAGAUACACUAGCACGUAAAUAUUUGUGGGAAUAUGGCUUGAAUUAUUUGCAUGGUACUGGUCAUGGUGUUGGAGCUUAUCUUAAUGUUCAUGAAGGGCCAAUUGGUAUUAGCUUUCGUGCUCAUCCAGAUGAUCCUGGUUUGCAACCUGGCAUGAUCCUGUCUAUUGAGCCUGGAUAUUAUGAAGACGAGCAGUUUGGCAUUAGAUUGGAAAAUCUAGCUGUGAUAAAAAAGAUUCAAACUCUGCAUAAUUUUCGGAAUGUGGAAUAUCUUACUUUCGAACCAUUGACACUUGUCCCUUUCCAAGCAAAAUUAAUAGAGCCUUCAAUGUUGACAGCAGAGGAGUUAAAAUGGUUGAAUGACUACCAUGCUUCUUGUAGAGAAAUUAUUAGUAAAGCUUUAGAAGAACAAGGAAAGGAAGAAACUCGUCAGUGGCUUUUUAGAGAGACUAUGCCUUUAGGAUAAUAAUCAAAGUUUUAGAAUUUAAUCAAAAUUGACCUUUCAUUAGCUUUAUGUAUAGGACUAAUCCUUUGUAAUUAAGUGACAAUGAAAUAUAUAGAAACAUAUGUUCAAAUAUAUUUACACGUUUGCAUUUGGAUAAUAAUUAGUUUUGUCAAAUUUGGAUUGCUCAAAAUUAGUUUGCUAAAAAUUGUCAUUUUUUAUGAAUAAUAAAUAAAUAUUUUGCAA